This is a messenger RNA of Blepharisma stoltei, 2578 nucleotides long. Lineage: Eukaryota; Ciliophora; Heterotrichea; Heterotrichida; Blepharismidae. The record is from the annotation of a GenBank genome assembly.
AUGGAAAAAGUUCCAGAGCAAAGAUUAGGACUGCAAAGCUUUGCAGGAAAAGAAUUUCUUGCAGAUGUAACACUAUCUGUUGGUGAUGCGAACUAUAAAGCACACAAAAUUGUUUUAGCUGCUGCGAGUGAAUACUUUUACAGGACUUUCCAAGAUCCAUCUAAAAACGCCAUCCAAGUUCCAGAGCCAAUAGAACCGAAAACAGCAAUUAUGAGACCAAAAGAUGUUUUUCCAACAAUACUAAAAUACAUUUACUCUAAUCAAUCUACUCAAUGCUUUGGGCCUGACAAUUUAAAUGCAACGACUGGAUUUACAAUAUUCUCAAUGGCUCAUAUUUUGGAAAUCCAAUCACUUGUAGAGUAUACUGGACAUUUUAUAGCUGAUUCGCUACUAAACGCAGAGAACGGUGCUGAUAUUCUUUAUGAAGGAAUUAAAUAUGAUAGUAAAAGUUUAUGCCUUAUUAAGAUAAGAUGGUCAAUUAGCAAAUAGUAUUGAUGCAUAUAGCCCAAGCCUUAUUAUGCCUUAAGUUGUGUUGGCGACUCCUGGUGUCUCCAAGAGAUUGGACGAGCAAACUCCCUGGGUGGCAAAUCCACCUGGCAUUGGAGAUUUGCCACCCAAAGAGUUAGUUUGUCAAUUCUGGCUGACUUCGGGAGUCGUCAGUGCAACCCAAUGCAUAAUAUGGCUCCGGGUAUAAGCAAAUAACAAGCUCGAAAUGAUAUAAAUAAGGCAUAAUAUCAGCUUCAUUAGAAAAAAUUAUCCAAAACUUUGAGCUCAUUUCAAGAAAACCAAGUGGAAUUGAAUCUCUUACUAAUUUACCUUGCGAAUAUGUAAAACUUAUAUGCCAAAGCAAUGAACUAAACGUAAAAUCUGAAGGAAUUGUAUAUGCAUUUAUUUGCAGUUAUCUCAUGAAAAGGGAAAAUUUAGAGGUAAAAGAAGAAAUCAAAAAGGAAGAAGAAAAGAGCAAAGCAAAAGAAGAAGGAAAAAAGGAAGAAAGCAAAAAGAAAGAAGCGGAGGAAGAAAAGCAGCCACAAGCUAAAAUAGAAGAUGUAAAAGAAAUUGCAAAAAAUAAACUCGAAAUCAAAAAAUUGACUGAUCAAGACAAAUUAGAAUUAUUGGAAAAAAUUAGAUGGCCAUUUCUCACUCACGCAGAACUUCUGCAAGCUGCAACAAAUCAAUUAAUUGCGGUUGGAAAAGAUUUAGUGCUGGAAGGGUUAUCAGUGCAACUAUCAGCCCAUGAAAAAGGAACUGUAAAGCCUUAUUCCUACAGAGUAAGCAGAAAUCCAAGAAAAUCCUAUAAAGACCUUGAAAAGCCAGAAACAAAAGAAAAAGUUGUUGAUGAAUUAAAUGACAUAGAUUUGAGGAAUCCUCAAGAUGAAGAUGAAAAGCAAGAUAUACCUCAAGCUCAAACUCAAAAAGAAGAGCCUUGAAACUGGCCAACUCAGCUUUUGCGGCAAAGCCUUCCUACUUUUAAUCCUAAAUUUUCUCCCCCAAAGCCUCCACAAAAAUUUGCUCAAAGCUUCAGGCUACCUAAUGAGAAAAAUAAACUCGAGAAUCCUACAGAAUUCGUAUACUCCUAUGAUUUUGAUGAAAAUGGAGCUAUUUACUUCUUAGCUACCAAUGGAAAAUCAACUGCAUGGGCAAAUCCUCAUAUUUCUGGCCAAGUACAAGUUUUUGCUUCAAGCAUUGGAUAUGGCAGAUUAGAAGACUUUGUAGGAAGAUAAGCCAUAAUAAUAAAAUGGCUACAUUCAGGAAUGACUUUCUCCAGAAAACCUUUCUUCCUCGCGAAUUUUACUAUUAUGGGUUCAGUUAAUCAGGUGGACCUUCAUCCACAAUACCAAACAUGGCUUAUCCAAUAGAGUAAGACAUUCAAGCCCACAAAUUUUAGGACAUACAGGAGUUUACUGCUUGACGCACCCAAGGAGUGUGACCCUUAGGUGGAACACAUACAGGAGUCAAGUUAUAGGUGAGGCAGCGAGUCCCGUGUAUUUCUGGCCACUAAGGCUAAUUGUUGUUUUGGGAUAUCCUCACCAUUUUGGGAGACGUCGGCACUUUUGACAAUAAAAUUAAUCUACAAAAGGAUGGGCUCGCACAUACCUAAAUCAUCCUGCUAAAGAAGCUGGCAUGCUAAACACUAGGUAAUUAAUUUAAUGUAGGAAGAUCAGUCACAAAUUUAAGGACUUUGAAUGAAAUCGGCUCAUUUUUCGGGAUUGAUUUUGGGCCAGGGAAGCUGCUCAUGCCGACAUCAUAUACAAUUAGAAAUAGAAACUCCUCGAGCCAUGUGUGCUUGAACUGGCAACUGGAAGGGUCAGUUAAUAAGACAGAUUGGACUGUGUUGGAUAGGAGAAUUCAUUAUUCAGGAGAUAUUCAGUAUGAUUCAAAUUUAGAAGGAGAGAGACAAGCUUUAAAGCAGCGUGGUGCUACUUCGACAUGGGGAAUUGAGCUAAAUGCAAAUGAUUUGAAGAUAAAAGGAUACAGGUGCUUUAGGAUUGUGCAGAUCGAUAGAAAUUCUUCAGGGUCUUACAAUUUAGCAUUGUCCGGGUUCGAAAUUUAUGGCUAUGCUUCCGGUAAAUGGAUUUAA